UUGGCAACACUACUCAGAUAAAAAAAAGUUGGACGACCUCGAAUUGAGAAUUCGAAGUAAACAUAACCAAUAAUAGAACUGCAAUAUUUUGAUAAAAAUAAUUACAAUUCCUGCCUGUGAUAUAUCGCUGUACUAAAGAACUUCAGUUAAUUUAAUGAAUUUAUUGAUAAAUCAGUUUCAAGACGAAGUAAUUCGAACUCCAAUGGACUGGACAUCGGGAAAAUUAAAAAGUAUUGACUACUUUAAACUUCAUUUGUGUCAACUGUUGCUGACUCUGAGGCUAUACGACGUCCAGGACAGGUAGUACUGGAUCAUCGUCAUCACCAUCAUCACCUCAUCACGAAUACUGGUGAACUAAACCCUGUUUGACUACGCCUACGCCUGACUGACGACUCAGGGACUGCAGUCAGGUCAACUGUUGUCCACCCCUCGAUGGCUGGUAGCAGGUUUUCAGGCAUGAAGACAUAAAAGCUGGUAUUGAUAAAAAGAAUAGGAAAUCUGCCGAAAUGUAUAAGAAACGAGAAGGAACGUCCGGCAUUAAAGGCCAGCUGUACGAAACAAAACUAAUAAGUCUUAUUAACUUCAGAGCAAAAUUCGACAACAGCCUCAAAGACUGUUAUUUAGCGACCAACAUGGCAGACAUAGGAACAUUUGACGAUAUAUGCUUUAGAGCUAAAGCGAAAAUUGGGAACAGUAAACAAAUCGCCAUUUUUGUUCAAGCGAAACACAGAGAAGCAGAUAAAACAGUUUUGACGCUAAACAGCAAAAACGACUUAGCUAAAUGGUUCGCCAGCUACCUAACCAUCAGACGUUCCUUCAAGCAAAACAAUAAAGACGUCUUUUUUAAGGGAAAUUUUCAAGAUAUUGAUACUUAUUUCAUUAUGUAUACGACAGCUAGAGAUGAUCAUGAUAAUGUACGAUUUGAUAAAGAAGUUGCUCAUAAACUCAACAGUUUAAUAGCUACAGGGAAUGAUGCCGUCCAGCCGAAUCACAAAGAAACACAUGUGGAGUUUCUAUGUGAAAUAGUCAUGAAGGAACAGCUAGUCGAGCUGGCUAUUUUACUAGCAGAAUUUGUUAAUAAAAACGACAAUACUGUACUGUCAAUUAACAACGAUCUGAUACUCAUUUACCACGUGAUUCUGGCAAAAAACUUCUUACUUAUAAGUGAGAUUCGGGAUAAAAACAAAAACAGUGAACACAGAAUAGCUCGUUUCCGUAGUGAAUUUUACGAAAGCGAUGAUGAAUUUAUUAAAUUAUUCCGAGACACGCUUUAUAUGGACAUUUUAAAGAAAAGGCAACUUGAUGAUGUCGCAAAGAAUGAAUUGCUAUCAAAACUAUUUAUGAAACCCUUUGAUGUUCAAAUAUUAGCAAAACUUAUAUGCAAUGUUGUAACUCUAAACAACAGUAAUGGAAAACUAGAAUUUGUUGACAAAUCUAUGGGUGAAGAUUUAAGACAUAAAUUAGAAAAAGUAAAUGUUCUUCGGGCGAAUGUAUACGAAGCCAUGUCUAUAGCUGCAGAAGAAAUCCUGAGACCGAAGGAAAUUAAAGUCCCAGUGGCAUUCGGCAAUAAAGAUCUCACAGUAAGAGGGAAUGAAGAUAAUAAUGAAGAUUGGACAGCUGACAGCAUCCUUGUGAAAGUCAAAAACAAAAUGGUGGAAAUGUUAUUGAAAUCUGCACCGGGAAAUAUAGUCACAAUAGACAAAACAGUGGAAAAAGAAUUUUCGAAAAUCAACAUCGAUUUAGCCAGUAUAGUGGGAAAUAUUUUAAUAGCAGACCAAAACUGUAAAUACCUGAAAUUCUUAGACAAUACCAAAACACUAGGUGACAUUGCGAAACAGUUGUUUUCUGACCUACAAUCCGCAAUACCAAAUUUAAAAGAUUUCAAAUUUAAUCUAGAAGUUGAUACGUUUCCAGUGCUAUCUUUUGAGAAGAUAAAUUCAAUAGAAGAUGACAUUUCAGCUCUCGCGACAACAAUUGCAAUAUUUCUGAAUAAAAACACUGAUUCAGUAAUGCAAACGACAGAUAAUAUCUUACGACGAUACCACGUGGCUCUUGCACAUAAAGUAUUGGACAUUUCUGAGAUUAUUGGUGAGGAAGACGAUGCGUACAGACUAGCGCAAUUUCAACAAGAAUUUUUUGAGUCAGAAGAACAUUCCCUCGUCUUAUUCAAAAGACAUUUGUAUCCUGAAGUAUUGAAAGGAAGGAAUUUAGAUGGAAAUGAACUUGAAGACUCAUUGGAAAAGAUUUUCAAUGACCCACGUGAUAAGACUUCGCUAGGAAAAUUAAUUAAUACAGUUAUAAUGUAUGCCAAUGGAAAAUUUCAAUUCAUUUACAGUAAUGCACCAGAUGAUAAAAAACAACUAUUAGAUAGAAUAGAACUGCCUCAAUCGGUAGUAGACGAUGCUAUAAAUCUAACUGCAAAGGCAAUACUUAUGAAACGAUAGUUUAAAGUCUC
Molecule: messenger RNA, 2455 nt
Organism: Spodoptera litura
Lineage: Eukaryota; Metazoa; Arthropoda; Insecta; Lepidoptera; Noctuidae
Source: RefSeq, a predicted model, not a curated record